Priapulus caudatus is the source of this 7918-nucleotide messenger RNA. Its product is annotated as cilia- and flagella-associated protein 46-like. The transcript has 36 exons. The coding region runs from base 136 to 7383 and encodes 2415 amino acids. NCBI's taxonomy places the organism in Eukaryota, Metazoa, Priapulida, Priapulimorpha, Priapulimorphida, Priapulidae. The record is from RefSeq and is a predicted model, not a curated record. Gene Ontology annotation, molecular function: protein binding. Gene Ontology annotation, biological process: axoneme assembly; cilium movement involved in cell motility.
GUGACAACCUAUGGUGACAACAACCAUAGGACAACAACACUCAACACAACAGAUACAUUCCUGGAUCUAUGACAUCAGCGAUGUGCAGUCCUAGCUGCCAAGUCAUCUACCUGGCUGGCCAGGAAUAACCCAGAGAUGGAGGUAGAUCAGUAUUUGGAUUUGGCUACCCGUGUAGCAGAGAAAGGCAUGGCAAUGGAGCAUUCACCACUGCAGCAAGCUACUAUUGAAAGCAUCACAGAGUUGGUUGUGAAAGCAUUAGAAGUUGCGAAAUUAACGGAAAAUUAUGCAGACCAUAUAUAUGAUGCAUCCUUAGUAUUCUGGAAGCUGACUGAGCCUUGGAUACGAAAUGGGGCACUAGGCUACCUUGGUACUGGUCUUUCUGCUAUCACUGAAGCACUGUGUAACACAGAGCAUCCUGACCACACGUGGUUAGCCCAGCUACUUACACUGCUAGUUGAAGCACACAUUGAAAAUGGAGACUUAUGCAAGGCGUCGUCUGGUGCAGCAGAGGCUCUACGUGUGGCCUUGCAGUACGAGGAGUGGGAAUGUGCUCAGAGGAUAACGCAACUACAGGGAAGAUGGAAUCUAAUGAAUGAUGAAUUUUGGAGUCACAUUGCUUCACAGCCCCACCUGGUGGUGCAAUUAGAACUUCAUCAACUAGGAAGGCAUCUUAGUUCUCCUCGCAAUAUUCUGAAAAAGAAGAGUGAAGAUGGGCUGCUUGGGCUGUACAAAAGAAUUUUAUCAGUGAAUAGUAAAGCUUUGGCGACAGACCCUGACAAUCCCAAACAGGAAUCCAAUAUGCCUGAGCCUCUCUCAGAUGACAUAAAGCUAUCAGCGACGGACAGAUUAUCCUUGCUCACAGAGCUUGCAUGGCUGUGUGUUGACUAUGAUAACAUAACACUUGCCACCAAAUGCUCUGAACAGAUGUGUAGCAUCACUGAAAUGAAUAGAAGUCAGAAAAUAGAACACCUAUUUUUGCGAUGUCAGAUCCUAUUGAAAACGAAUAGUCAAACAUCCACACAGAUCUCUUCAGAAUAUCACUUACAGAUGGCACAAAAAUGUGAAACUGGCCUAUCUAAAGCUUUAAAAAUAGGUGACAGGCGAUUGAUUGAGAAGGGAGUAGCCACACUGUGGAAUGCCACACUGCCACUGAUGCAACAAGGACCUAAAUCGACCGUACGCCGGUGGCUCCAGAGUGCCUUGGAUGCAUUAGAUCAAGUUCACAGCUGUUUGAGUGAGGUCCGUCUAGGGGUACUCUUGCAACUAGCACAUAUUGAAGCAGAACAGGGAGACCUAAGGCAGGCCAUACAGCAUCUGAUAGUGGCCCAAGAUAUAGAUCAUAGUGGGAAGCACAGUGCUUACAUUACACAGACCUUGUAUCAGCUGCGUCUCACUGUAAAUCCAUAUCAGGAGUUGGACAAUGAAGAGGACAAAGCGACCUUGAUUAUGACACAGGUGCGGCUUCAGCUUGGUAACACGGAUCCUAAAGUCAUCCAGUCUACACUGCUUAGUGCGGGUCAAGUGCUUGCUAGAGGCAAGUUCCUAGAGAUGGUUGACUACAAUUGUACUGACAGCAAGGAGCUAGCCGCUGACAGAUACAAGAACGCUCGUUUGGCCAUUGAGGAGAUGGGAAGACCCAUGCCUCAAGCAGACUCGCAUUACAGACAAAGCAUGUGGCUAGAACUAGCUGAGCUAGCCGCUAUGCACGCAGCAUGGGAUGUAGCUAGGGCAGCGGCAAGGAUCUGCAAGCUACAGUACAGCAGUACAGGAACAUGCUCCUCUCCUGUGAUGUCCACCGAACCACCGACUGCAACUGGGUCUGCACAUGGCGCGCUGUCAGAGCAAACUGAUAACCCAGCUGGAGAGGCAGAGAAACUGCCUGAGGGCGAACUUGAGCCGAUAUCGUCCGAGUUACUAGAGGUGGAUAGGUGGAUGGCUAGAGCUGGCCUUAUUCUAGCUGAGGGCCUCAUGCACUUGCUGAACAUUUGCGAUGCUACUAAGGUAGAAGAAGAAUCGGAUGUGGACGAGAAAGUGCUAGCUGUGGAAGAAGGUGAAGGGAAACUAGUAGCUGGGAAGGAGGAGAAGCUCACAACUCAUUCUCAGAAUAUUGCUGCAGAGGUGUACAGCUCUCUGCAUAGUGCUAUGGUGAUGGCUAAUAGAGCAAAGAUGCCAGAGUUGGUCUACAGAGUUGUGGCGAGCAUGUGGAACUUCAGUCAGCGACUAGUUGUGGAUGGCCAAGAGCACAAGCUGGUCUCACACUUUCUCCCGGCCCUGGAGAUCCUACAAGGUUCGUCAUGUGCUAGGUCAUGUGAGCUCGUCACCAUGCUGACGGCAGUGGCUGCGAGGGGCCUUAUUAAGCCGUGGCUCACGAGGAAGGCAGUAGAACAGCCAGUGUCACCCGUUACUCCAGCCUUGGGUAAGAAGGGGAAAUCGGCCAAGGGCAAGGGAACGGAGGGCCCCGUCAUCAGUACCGAGGAAGCGAAUGACUACAAGCAAGCGUUGACGCUGACAGAACGUGCCAAAGAUGUGGUGGUUGCUAGCUGCAGACAGGAGGGAGUGCUUGUGUCAUUGAGCGUAUACCAGAACCUACUGGAUGAGUGGGUCCAUUGCAAACAUCUCACACGACAGUCCAUUGGAAAAGAUUAUGGAACAGCUAACAUGGAGGAUAAGGAUGUGGCUGCACUAGCGAGCUUCACCUGUGCUUUAGUAGCUCACAGCAUGCUGCGUCAUCGUAGUGACGCUGCUUCACUCAUCACAGUCAAGGAGGUCGUGUUGUAUGCAGAGGCCUGCAGCUGGAGGGAAAGAGAUGGUGAUGUAGAACUGCGUUUGUGGACAGACUUGGGCAGGAUGGCUUUACUGGAUGGGGAACGUUGCAUUGCUGAAAAGUGCUGCCGCUUGGCAGUAGCUGUAGACCAUUAUAAAAGGAGCGUGAAAAACAAAGCGAUUUUGAGUGAAGCGUGGUUCCAACUCGGCACCAGCCUGAUGCCUGAUGCAUCUAUCAAGACUGUGGAGCGAAAUGCUGUGCCAGAAGCAAUGACGAAGAGCAGACCAGGCACUAGGCAGGUUGCCAAUGCGACUGUACCGAAACAACCAGCAGAGGCAUCAGCCAGCGUUGGCAAGACCUCCAACGAAGCUCUGCAUGCUACAGUAUGCAGUGCCAAACAUGGAUACGAGGCGCAGAGACCAGAUCUCGUUACUCGAGCAAUGAGAUUGUUCUGGAACAUGUGCCGCCCUCUUGUGGAAAAAUCUUCAGAUAGGAGCACGCUUGCUGAGCAGGUUAAGCUCAUCCUGAAGUACAGUGCAAAAGGUAGAAGAUCUGGACAGAGUUGUGCUGAUGCCGAUGAUGCUUCGAUACGUGCUGCCCUCUAUGCCGUACUUCUGCAGUCCCAUGCUGACAGGGAGCAGUGGAAACUCUGCUUGCACACUGCAGACGAAGCACUCAAGUCCCUGCCCAGGGGGCGCCACUGCCUUCCCAUAUACCGACUGCGCAUUCUGGCGAGUGCCAUGAUGCACCUACCUAUCGAUGCAGACAUCAAGAAAUUCGUCGAUGAGGGAGACGAGCAGGUCGCAGCUCUGUGGAGGAUGGUUGCCAUGACGAUGUCCAACAUGGAGGACCGAGUGCUAGCGCUUCAUCAGGGAGUGCAGGCAUUAGCGGCGCCGGCAUCGCGCUCACGCCGGGUUGAGCUUCUUUUCGAGAUCGCCGCUGUGCUACGAACUGAUAGGUCGAGCCGAGAGAGGGUUACACCGGUGCUACAGGAUAUUAUAAAUUUGCUUUCUGACUUGGAGACCCAUGUUGUUACCACCAGCAAUGCCACUCUGACAGCACAGUCGCGGGAUAAUCCUGAGAAAGAUCAGUGCACGUUGGGAGUGUGGUGGUUAGACUGCCAGGUCAAGGUUCAUGUCCUGAUGGCUGAACAGGCAGGUUUCGGUACAGACCAGCAUCGCAGUGAGAGUAUGCAAGCUGCGGACUAUGCCACCAGGCUUGUGCAAAUGGUGCUGAGAUCAGCAUUAGAAGAUGAUAAACUUCGCAUCAGCUCCGGCAAGUCUGUAGGAUCGAGAGACAGCAAAACUGGCAAAGGAAGGUCAAAGAUCGGUGCAUGUACUAUGCCCAACAGUGCAGAAGAAUGGGCGGAGUUCAAUAUACCAACGGAGGUCCUUCAUGUUCUACGGAAAGAUCAACCUGGUUUAACCUCUGUGAGUGUUACCACGGUCAACAACCCUUCUAUGUCCUUUGAGCUCAUUGACCAGCUGAUUGAUAGCUUGCAUACUCUUGGCCUGACACUACUGUGCUGCCCCCUGCUGGUACUGCAGCAGUUGCUCGGGGAAGGGUUGCUACAGUCAAAACCGCUGGUUGCGUAUGUAAAUCUGAGAUACCUGAAGAUCUGCGAGGAUUUGGGUUUGACUGAUGCGGCAGAAAGAUGGAGCCACUGUCUGCAUGACGUUGGCAUGACCAUUGAAGUUGCAUUAUGCCUACAAGUGCCCGGGACUGACGUACAGCAAGUAGCGAUGAUUGAAAGGGCCCUGAUAGGGCAAGCAGACGUUCUGUACAAGCUGCAUCGGCCUGCAGAGGCAGUGGCCUGUGCAGAGGGAGCACAGCAAUGUGGUGAGAUGCUGCGAGGACGAGUCAUGCUCUCACACGCGACGAGGGACCUGUUAGGAAGACUGCUCCUGACCAGGGCUUUGUUGGUUCUGCAGGCAGGUGACACGCACGCUGCCCUGCGGCUGCUGCAGCAGGCCCGUCGGCUGCCGUCGACCGUCUCCCUCUCGCGGGACGUGAUGCUGGGAAUCAUCGAGACCCUGGUGACGGCGGGCCGUACCGACGAGGCGGUCGGGUUUCUCGACGAGGCGGCGCGUGACGGAGAGGCUGCGGGGAGUCGCGACCGCGCUUACUACCGAGCAUCACUGCGGGGCUUGCAUGCAGGCCUGCUAGCACACACAGCCCCGGACCGCAGCAGCGAGCUAGAUGUUGUCGACCUUAACAGUACGACGGGCAGAUUAUUUGAGGAAAGCUGGAAGGAGCUUCUGCAGCUAGGGUAUGUGCGCGAGGCGUUGGGCGUCGCCACAAAGCACGCAGAUUUCCUCGCCUGCGUCGGCGCGAACAGCACCGAUAAGCUGCAACUGUAUGAGCGCCACCUUGAGGCUCGCAGAGUGCUGGUCAGUGCGGAGGUGGAAGCAGACAAGCUUCUCACUACCACCAAGCGAGAUCUCGGAGGGCAAUCAAGUCUCUGUCGGCCUGUGGAGAGAGAAGUUGUGACUGUCAAACUGGACCAUUAUGAACUCUGCUUGGACAUGCUGGAACUAUGGACAAAGGAGAAGCUGCAAUAUGAUAUCGAACAGCGAAGCAAGCAUCCAACAGUGAGGUUGAUCGAGGAAUACACAUGGUCAGAUGAAGAUAUGCCGGUGCAGCAGAGGGAAUGGCAGACAACAUGUUGCUCCCUGGCCACUAAAGUUCUCUGUAGUCUGAGCAAGCUGCAUGAUACCUUCGACCACUAUCCGACCCUUCAUGCUAGGUAUCUGUGGCUUCUGGGAAGAUGCAAGGAGUUGGCAUCAAAUGCAGCUGGCUUGCAUCAGCCUCUUCAGUCACAACUGCGAGCUGUCCUCAGCUCCCAGCCAUCGCAAACCAACAACGACGAAAUCCACACGACCGAUGACUGUCAACCCAAAGUGGGCAUGCAUCAGAAACCAGAUCAGCACAUCUCACAGACUAUGGCAGCUGCAGCACUUACUCAUCAGCUGCUGUCAGAAGCAUCUGAACAUUUGCAGCUGUCAUGCAAGAUCGCCUUGCAGUCUGGAUGCUUACACACAGCUGCUGGAGCAGCUCUAGGCUUGGUAGAACUCUGUGGGCAUAGUGAUCCACAUCUCGCUGGAGAAUAUCUUGCCUUAUAUCAGAGCUGCCUAGCGUCAGACAAGCUGCGUGAGGUUCUGUCGUAUGCUUUAAAGAGGGCGCCACAUACACUGCUGACGUCGGGGGAGAGGUUGCUGCAGCACGCGGAGGUGGCUGAUACCUGGACUGGCGAAUCAGUGCACAGCCAACUCCUGCAUAACUAUACGGCCUGGCAGACACUGCAGGUGAGCCCACAGCACUUGGCUCUGAUGAAGGAUCUGCCUGCAAACUUCACUGUAGUUGUAUUACAACAUUCCCUCGACAGAUCGAUGCUGUAUGGUGCAGUACUGGAGAAACCAAAGCACACGACUGGCAAGAUGGUCAAACAACCUGGCAUUCAUGAUCACCCAAUCGUCUGCCGCAUGCAGUCGAACCCAGACAAGUUGCGCCUCCUGGUGGAUCAAUCACGAAUGCUGAGUGACAAGUUAGAUGCAGCAGAGCAUAAAAGAUGUAUGUUCUCAGAAAAACAGCAACAGGGGUCAGCCACACAAGCUGAGGGGAAAAGAGAGUGUGAGGAAGAACUACAAAACCUCGUGGCCUCUACAGAAAUGUACUUGCAACCAGUAUUGUCACAGAUCAGCGAAGUCUUCCAGAUGGUCGAUAAUUCGGCAUCCCAUCAGCAGGAGGCGCUAGUCAUUCUCGCCGACUGCUGGCUCAUGCAGCUUCCUCUAGAGUGCCUGCAAGUGUGCAGUGGCUUUGGAGCUGUGUGCAGAGACUUCUCACUACAGAUCUUACACCACAGGUUUCACCACUCGACUAAGAAGGACGAACGAAAAGGAUCAGCGAGCAGCGAUACAGCUAGCAAGAAAAAAGCCGACAAGAAGACGGCUGGGGGAAAAGCUGCAAGCCUGCGUCCGGUGCCCGCAGGCUACGUGGGGGCGCCACUAGCGGGCACGCGCUACAUAACUGACCCGCACGCGGAGAGUGAGGUUACAGAAUCGGUGUUGCGGUCUGUGCUCACUCAACAUGCAGCUCUGACAGCCAGCUGGGACGGCUACCACGGCAGUAAGCACCAGCCGAACCUCACAGAGUGGCAGGCAAUGCUGGGCGGCUGUAAGAGCUUUAUCUACUGUGGUCUGGAGAGCCUGACAUGUGAGCUGCAAGCACAUGUUCUGGUGCACCUGUCCCUCAGUGACUGUGAGCUGAUGGUUUUAGUCGACGGAGCGCACACCAAAGAGAGCCUGUUGCGAGUCGGCAAGCUGCGGCCAAGCUUCGACGACCGUCUAUCCACGGCGCAGCUACUGACCAUCUGCGGCGUCAGAUCGCUCGUGACAAACGCACUGCCCAGCUCGACAGCUGAGAAUUGCACGCAGAUACAGCGUGUCCUGACAGAAAUGCUAGAGAACAAUAGGAGCACAGGCCAGGUGGUUCAGCAGAUGUAUUGCCCACUAGAUAGCGCUGCCAGUCAACCGCAAGCUGAGAAUCCAACAAGUGACGUUGCCAAGCAACAGACUGGGCGCUUCGUCUGCUACGGUCUACCAAACGUUGUUUUCUGCUGAGCCCGUCAUCCAAGCACUGUCACCGAUUGUCGCAAAACAAAGCAUGAAGGAGCUGAUCCGGUCACAUUAUAGACAUGGUUAAAUGCUACAAACUGAUUCAACUGAAAAAGUCUCAACCCCCACCAUCCAUUUUUCCCAUCUAGACUAGUAGUAUUAAUGAAAUUGAGAUACACAUUUGCGAAUGAGAUAUACGUACAAAAAUUCAAACAAAACCUGUCGGACUUGUUUGGAUUCCUAAAACCUCUAUAAUAAAAUCUGAAAACUCAAGUCUAAAAUACAUAUUUGCAGAAGGGUUAACCAAGAAAUGCAAAUAAGAAGGUUGUACAUUUUUUCUCAUUUAGACUUCGCUGAAAGAGGUCAGAUCUAGAGUUCAUUAAGCCAACCUACUCGUUAGCCUGUUAAUUAGAUUUUCUGCAACCUUAUUUGCUUCCUUACCUGAAAUUUAACAAAAUUAUUAGCCAUCUUAACCCUUAUCUACUACCCGUUAUCUUUUAUGUGCUGUUGAGUAUGCAAUUUAAAUAUAUAAGUAUAGCUA